AUGGGCCGUCAAGCAUAUCUGACUAAAAUCGCGCUGGGGCGAUCGGCCUUCGAACCAAGCCAAACAGCUACCCAGACCACCGAAUACGUUCAACUCGGGUCAUCUCAGCGGGACCUCCCAGCCGAAGCGCGAGAGCAAAAUCCGAACAGAUACAUCCAGUUGUACGAUGAGCGAGGCAACCCGAUCAACCCUCGCGCCAACGAGCAUGGCCGUAGGUUGAGAGAGGCACAGAAUGAUGUCCUGGCAUCUAUUGGAGUAGUGGAGAGACGCCGCUCGCCGUCGCAGGACCUUCCGGGCUCAUACGAAGAGCGCCUGCUGGAGCUGGAAGACGAGGAUACCGCAGGCAAUGCUAUAGCCCUCGCAUCUACGCUGACGGAAAACUUGUGUACUUGGUGGGUUGGGUCUUUGAGGGAGAGGAUUCUGACGUUCCGCUUUCGGGACGCUCUUCCCUUUACCCAAAUCGUUGCCUCCGAACGUAGCCUUUCUGGCAAGGCUCUGAUCUAUGGUGGCUUCACCUCCCGCCUACUGUCGACCCUUAGCAUCCAAGCUACCGUUUACGUUGCUUACGUAUUACGUCCUCUUGAACGCAUCCUGCUCGCAACGCGUGCAAGCUCUAGGACACGGCGCUUUUUCCGACGGUGGCAGGAUUUACCUACACUAUGUCUGCGCUUGUUCCUGGAGUGUUUGUUCUAUCCUUUCGCUUACCACUCCUACCUACAGCGGCUCGGUCUGGUCUCUGCAAAGCCGCUCUUGCCCCCGUUGAGGGCAUUCAUUCCCUUUUCUAAAUGGUCACCUCUACUACCAUUUUCUCUCCAUUACGGUGCGUCCUGUUCGGCCCUUGAUCUCUUCAAGGCGGCAAUGACAUCGCCAUUCGUCUUUGUUUGUAUGGAGCAUUUCUACGAGCGAUGGGUUUACGCCGCCGUUUAUGAGGUGAUCGAGCGUAGCGUGGUCCAUCCAGAUAAUCCGGACAUGCUUGGUCGCGAGGACGGGUCGAAGAGUCGGACAACAUCUAUCCUUGGCUUGCGACGGCGAUCCCCGUCCUUGAUUCGAGGCGCAGUCAACAAACUGCUGGUGACAAUCGGCUGGGGAGAACCAUUCUCCCGUUUGGGAGAAACAGAACGAGAGCAGGCUACAUCAGCGCCUAGGAGACCGGAGAUCCGCGGCGAGCAUGCCAUCGAGGUCGGUGGAAAUCAAGUAACCAACCUCAACAGAUUGGAGCUUCCACUAGCCCGUCAAAACACUCCGCCGGCGACCGAGGCCCUCGAACCUGAGAGCCUCCUUGUACCUAUAAACACAUCUACCCAAUCAACGCCGGGACCGCCUACUCCUCAGUCACCUACGGCUUCCCAAACAAGUGAGCACGACAAUGAUCCAAGGAUUCGGAUCACUUCUCGAGAGGGGAUCGUAGAGAUGGAGGUCCGCCUACCACCACAUGUACUCUCCUCUCACACUGAGAUUGCUGGAAGUGGUCCCUCAACGCCUGAUCAACGUGACGCUACAUUGCCGAAUCCUGUUCGUACGCCGGACACACGAAUGUAUCACCGAGUCACCACGCUAUCUUCGGAGCCAGCCCAAAUGAUAGGGGCCAUAUGCAAAGCUCAGAUUGUCACUUGGAUGACGCUGCCGCUCAAGCUUGUCACCCUUCGCCUCGUCGCCUCCCACUACCUCGCCCGCCGACAAGGUUACAUCGGCCCGCGCCGCGUGCUCGAUCCCCUACCCGCGAUGAGCGACUCGAAUUGGCCAUCCAUCGGUGUGCAGAUGUCACGCAUAGCGCUUUGCGGAGCGUUCGAGCUUGCCAUCGACCUCACCCUCUGGGGCUGCCAGUAUGUGGUAGUCACCUGGAUGGGCACCAAAUCAUUUGGUUGGGGUGCUCUGUGA
Messenger RNA from Trematosphaeria pertusa, 1878 nucleotides. RefSeq lists its product as uncharacterized. The record is from RefSeq and is a predicted model, not a curated record. The transcript is spliced from 3 exons. Lineage: Eukaryota; Fungi; Ascomycota; Dothideomycetes; Pleosporales; Trematosphaeriaceae. Bases 1 to 1878 code for a protein of 625 amino acids.